CCCCUCUUCGAGCCUUCAGUUCGCCAUUUCACUUCCUGGCCGCCUGCCCUCCUCUCUCUCUUUAUCCAUCUAUCUAUCUAUGAGCUACGAAAUCAUUUGGCUUUUCCUUAUUGUUUCCGUUAUCCUAAUAACCCGAACUUUAUUCCUCCUUUUUAUGGCGACUCCAUUUAGAUUUUCUCUUCUUUCUGCCUCCAAUUUCUGGAUUCGCUGCUCUCACUGCGUCAAACACUCUUAAGACAUUUAUAACAUUCCAGCAUAACUUUUUCUUUUUUUCUCAAUUUUUUCACUGAAUCGCAGUGAUGGAUUCGACCAUUUACUUUCUUUCCUUUUCUCAGAUUCUUCUCAAUUAGCCAAAUUUGAUUCAUCUGUCACUCCAGUGCCUCACCACAGCUACUUAAAUCACCAGCACCUCAUCACCUUCUUCUUUGCUAAAUCUUUGCUUUUCUAACUCCUCCAUCACUCUCUUCUCUCUGUACCUCAUCUUCUAGUUCUGGAAUUUCGUGUCCAAACUCUUUCUCAAAAUGAGAAACUCUAGUUUCUUUGCCAUUUUGUUGGUGAUUCUCGUGGGAUUGGGUCCAUGGAGGAGCAUCCACUCCCUGGAAUCGAAGCAGGAGAUGAGACUUUCAGUUGCCAUGACCAUUGUUCCUCACGCUGGAUCCUUGGGAGCAGUUUGUCUUGAUGGGAGCCCCCCGGCUUACCACCUCCACCGGGGAUUCGGCGCCGGCGCCCGGAACUGGCUCCUCCAGUUCGAGGGAGGAGGAUGGUGCGACGAUGUCUCCUCGUGUUUGGAGCGAUCGAGAACCCGGCGUGGGUCCACGCGGUACAUGAACAAGCUCGAGGUCUUCUCUGGUAUCCUCAGCAACAAUCCCUCCAUGAACCCAGAUUUCUACGACUGGAAUCGCGUAAAACUUCGCUACUGUGAUGGAGCCUCCUUUGCUGGUGACUCAGUUAACCACAAUGGUACAACUGUUCUUUACUUCAGAGGGCAAAGGAUCUGGGAUGCUAUCAUUCUUGACCUUCUUCCGAAAGGGCUGUCCCAGGCACAAAAGGUGCUGCUUUCAGGAUGCUCUGCAGGGGGCUUGGCUACUUUCCUUCACUGUGAUGAUCUUGCUCGUCUUCUUCCUAAGGCGACAACUGUGAAAUGCAUGAGUGAUGCAGGAUUUUUCCUUGACGUGAAAGAUAUAUCCGGCAAAAACACUAUAAGGUCAUUCUUUAGUAGCUUAGUUACUCUACAGGGGGUACAAAAAUAUCUAAACAGAAACUGUGCAGGUUCUCUUGAUUAUCCCUAUCAGUGUUUCUUUCCCCAGCAUGCAUUAACAUACAUCAGAUCACCAUAUUUUAUCUUGAAUUCAGCAUAUGAUGUAUACCAGUUUCAUCAUAUAUUUGUGCCACCUUCCGCUGAUCCAUAUGGUCAUUGGAACCGAUGCAAAUCAAAUCCAGCAGCUUGCACUGCAAAUCAGAUAGCUAUUCUACAAGGUUUCAGAUCUGAAAUUCUCACGGCAUUAAGAUUGUUUGGUGGCUCAAGAAAUGGUGGGAUGUUUAUAAAUUCUUGUUUUGCUCAUUGCCAGAGUGAACUGCAGGACACAUGGAUUGCUUGGAAUUCUCCCAGAUUGCACAAUAAGACUAUUGCAGAGGUUGUUGGUGAUUGGUACUUUGAAAGGAAGGUAGCCAAGGAAAUUGACUGCCCAUAUCCUUGUGACCACACCUGUCAUAACCACAUACCAUCAAGUCAGGCAUACGAAUGGCGCCUCAAAGAAUUCAAAUAUGUGGACCUUCAAAGGAUACCUUAGAUUACUCAAAACAUAAGGCAGUACUUUCAAUUACAAUCCAAGGUAUUGGAGGAGUUAUAAGUGUUUUUUUGGCAAAAAAAGUUGGUUCUUGGAAACUUCACCAGUUAAGCACCUUUGUUUCUAUCAUGGAGUUUGGAAGCUCUUGACUAAGAAUAAGUGUGGAGAGCAUACAUCAAUAAACUUACUUCAAUAUACAUCUAUCAAGUUGACAAGAGUUACUGCUUCCUUCUCAAUAACAAAUCCAGAAAAAGAACGUGCACUAAAUCUGCAAACAUAGGGAGGUUUACCUGUUUACGUUUAUCUUUUAUUCAGAAAAAGAUUGGACAUGUGCCUGUAUUUAUUUAUUCAUUUUGAUUAAUAUCCAGGUUUUUUUAUUCACACACUAUUAUCUUGCCAGCUACAGUAACUAUAUCUGUCAUCAUGGUUGUUGCAAGUGCACUAAUGAUAUCAUGAUGGUUGUUAGUCUCAAGCAUUCAAAAGUAUACCUUGUAAGUUGUCAAUGUUUCUCCUAAGUUUCCUUUUUCUGAGAAAAGGGAGGGGGUUAACCCCCACCAGCCACCCUGCUGUAGGCGGGUCUAACCCAGGUCAUUGGGUAUGAGAUCCCAACAACUUCACCAACUGUACUCCUUGGCACCCACAAGUUUGGUUUUCAGAACAUGUGAGCAAAAUGUGUAAGGUUGGUUCCUUGGGAAUUAUAAGGGGAAAAGCAAGCACUUCAUGGUUUAUCAUUUCUAUCAUCAUAUGCUCACAGGUAAAAGCAAUCUUGAGUUUUUACCACAAGCCACCAAUAGUUAAAUUUUUUUGUCACUAACGAUAGUUAGCGUUAUUUUAUCACUUACGGGAGAACAUUACAAGAAGUAACCUAAUGAUCUGUCAAAUUAGUUGCUAUUAUCAAGAACAAGUUUAUAUUGUUUACUUGUAUGACAUUAUAAUUGGCUUGCUGAAUCUAACUAUGGAUUGCUUGAUUGACUGGUGGCAACCAGGGAGGUAAUUAAACACCAUCUUGAGUGGAUCUAAAAUAUUGACAUCAUUGGAAUUUAACCAUGACCAAGGCAAACAUAUAAUUGCUACAGUAUUCUUGGAUAAAGAGAUUACAAUGGAAGUGGUUGUAUGGAAGUUAUUUGAUGAAUUGCACGUAUCUAUGCUUACUACUAAUUUAGAUUUCUACUCUUUUCCUUCCAGGAAGAUGGCAUUUAUGUCCCCCUUCAUUGCUGUAUCAUCAUUAGUUUAUUGCUAAUAACAUGCAUGGUGUUGCCCUCCUCGUCCAUCUGAGAAAGAAACCUGUUAAUUGUUUUGAAUAUAUCAAUGGAAGAAACUAGGUGGCAUGAACAAUGGAGGCUGUCCAGAAUUUACUAAAGCAGGAAAUAUGGAAAGAGAUCAAUUUUUUUCAAGCAAACGCUCACUCAGGAGUGUGUACUAAAUAUCGUGUUCUUCCAAUUUUGAUCGUUGAUUGCUCAAUAGAAGGGCGAUAAGAAAAGGAUCAUAUGUAUUAAUAAAAGCAGAAGCGUCGACAUUUUGUUCUUUUAAUGAAAAGCUUGCGGGGGUUCUUCUCCCCAAGAAGCAAAAGUCUUUAUGGCUUGAGAAUAAUAUUUGGUUGAGUUUGUAUAUAUUUUUGAACAACUUUGAAUUUAUAUAUUUGAUGCUACACUUGAAAUCAAUGAAAAGUUGAAAGGCAUAGAUCAAUUAACUAGUU
Messenger RNA from Phoenix dactylifera (date palm), 3483 nucleotides. Lineage: Eukaryota; Viridiplantae; Streptophyta; Magnoliopsida; Arecales; Arecaceae. The record is from RefSeq and is a predicted model, not a curated record.